CUAUUAUGGGUACUUGAAAGAAGUAUUCAUGAUCGCGGACUUGCCGAUACCAGUCUCGUGCCAAAACUAUAAGGUUCAAAUUUCGCGACCACUAAUUAUCAUUUCCGAAAAUCGAAGAAAAGAAAGCUAAGCAUUACAGCUUCCGAAUGCAUAAUUGGCAGCCUUUUUGAUAUACUGAGAAGCCGACGAGGCAGCAUUAUAGUCAGAUUCAAGACGAUAAUUGCCUGGAUGAAGAACGUAUUGAAAGAACUUUUGGAGUCCGUCUGUCUUCGACUGGUUUAUUCACUGGUAUGGACAGGACUGACCUCAUUAUUUUCCAUAACAAUCAUUGUUAUAGCAGCAUCUUAUCCUCUAUUCUGGCCUUUCCUUUUGUUUUACUCGAUGUGGCUGUGGUACGACUGGGACACCCCUUCUAAAGGAGGAAGGCCAUUCAAAUACUGCUUUGUUAAAAGAUGGAGAAUAUUUAACAUCAUACGAGACUACUUCCCAAUCACUCUGGUCAAAACAACCGAGCUCGACUCGAACAAGAACUACAUUCUUGGCUACCAUCCACAUGGUAUGCUCCCUGAUGGAGCACUCGUUUGUUUUGGUUCAGAAGCUGCUGGUUUUGGGCAACUAUUUCCGGGAUUAAUGUCACGAGUCGCGAUGCACUCAGUCUUUGGAUGGUUUCCUGGAUUUCGCGAGUUCGCAAUGGCUGCUGGGAUGAUCAGCGUAUCACGUGACAGCCUGGAAUACGUGCUCACUAAUGAAGGAUCUGGACAGUGUGUAGUGACGCUGAUCGGCGGUUCGUCAGAGGUUCUUUACACGAGCCCAUCUUGGUAUCAGCUGGUACUGAAUCGGCGCAAGGGAUUCGUCAAACUUGCUCUGAAAACUGGAUCAUCUCUUGUCCCUGUAUUUGCAUUUGGUCAGAACGACAUGUUCCACCAACCGCCAUCUGCUUUACCUUCGAGAUUGGAGAACAAAGUCAACCUAUCGAAAUGGGCUCAGGUUUUCAUCAAAUACAGCCUACUAGCUUUCCGUGACGUGGAGACAUUUGGCGUGAUGCCAAGAAGAAAGCCAAUCACUGUUGUGGUUGGAGCGCCAAUAGACGUACAGAAACGUGAUGAUCCAACUCCAGAACAGAUAAACUACCUUCAUUCACUUUACGUCCAAGAACUCAAAGACUUGUUCGACAAACACAAAAUGAAAUACAACGACCCCAAAGAUGUUCACUUGAUUCUAGACGAGAUGUGAUAUUUUUCCCGACUUGUGAAAAAAGUGUAAAAUAUUACGUAUUUCCUACGAUUUCAUACGCGUCCAUGAUUAAAUUGACCACUCAUUUAUUCUAACUUUGGAAACUGAAUUUAUGAGAAAAAUAAGUAUUUUAUACGCGUAAUAAAAUAAAAUUAGCAAUACAAUUAAUUUGUAAUAAAAUAAGUAUUUCAUACA
Molecule: messenger RNA, 1428 nt
Organism: Actinia tenebrosa (Australian red waratah sea anemone)
Lineage: Eukaryota; Metazoa; Cnidaria; Anthozoa; Actiniaria; Actiniidae
Product: 2-acylglycerol O-acyltransferase 2
Biological process (GO): triglyceride biosynthetic process
Cellular component (GO): endoplasmic reticulum membrane
Molecular function (GO): diacylglycerol O-acyltransferase activity
Source: RefSeq, a predicted model, not a curated record